Molecule: messenger RNA, 192 nt
Organism: Scutellospora calospora
Lineage: Eukaryota; Fungi; Glomeromycota; Glomeromycetes; Diversisporales; Gigasporaceae
Source: the annotation of a GenBank genome assembly
CCUGUUCAACCUCAAAACUUAGCGCACAACAUACCUCAAAACACUAAUACAUCUUUCGAUAAACUUACAGCCGAGCAAAGAUUUGAAAUUUUAGAUAAAGGUACUACUGACCCGCUUGAUAAACCGCCAAAAAUAAUAAAUCAAGAGCCUACACUCCCGAUCGAUAUUUACUUAGGACUUACUUUUGAAUAA